Messenger RNA from Anastrepha obliqua, 2963 nucleotides. RefSeq names its product cuticle protein 8. Gene Ontology annotation, cellular component: extracellular matrix. The record is from RefSeq and is a predicted model, not a curated record. The coding region runs from base 207 to 626 and encodes 139 amino acids. The transcript has 3 exons. Lineage: Eukaryota; Metazoa; Arthropoda; Insecta; Diptera; Tephritidae.
GAUUCGAAACGCUUCAAAACCAAAAUUCCACUAACCACAUCUGGCUGAGUGAACUUUUAAAAACGCUAAGUAUCGAAAGUGUGUGACGCUAUUAUUAAACAAGAACCUCUCGUUGCCGGUCGUUGUCUUGCCCGCCGUCUUGUUAAUACGCUUACUUUGAUCGGAAUCGUUACACGUUUUCCAAAUUGUAUAUCUUUCGUUUCAAAAUGAAGUACUUCAUUGCUAUUGUUCUUCUUAUUGCUGCCGCUCAAGCCGUUCCAGUGGAAUAUGGCCAUUAUCCAGCUCCGUUGUUAGCUCAUGCACCAGUAUUAGCUCAUGCGCCAGUAUUGGCCCAUGCCGAGCCUGUGGCGUACCCGAAGUACUCAUUCAAUUAUGGUAUAAAGGAUCCACACACCGGUGACAUAAAGUCGCAAGCUGAAGAACGUGAUGGCGAUGUAGUCAAGGGUCAAUAUUCGCUCGUAGAACCCGAUGGUUCAGUGCGUACCGUUGAUUACUCUGCUGAUGAUCACAAUGGUUUCAACGCUGUCGUCCACAAAACCGCACCUAAAGUAAUCGCUCAUGCUCCAGUGUUGGCUCAUGCUCCUUUGUUGGCACAUGCGCCUGCACCACUUCUGCAUCAUUAUUAAAUGGGACAACGACUGGCUAUAGAGCGUUUGGAUCAAUUGGAGCUGGAACUUUGAAGAUAAGAUCGUUUUGAAUUGAUUUGCAUUUGAACUGAUUGGAAAGCGGGCAGUGACUCAUAACUUUGGAGUGUAAAAGACGAUCUUAAAAAUAGGAACACCAACUUUUCUCCAUUCGCUUCUUAGCCACUUACAACUCUUGUACACUCACUCACAUAUUCAUUUAACUCACUCAAUCAUUAGACUCGAAAUAUAAACGAGUAAUUGCAUUUCUCCAAUAAUAUGCUAAGCGAUUUUAGUGCAACUAAACGUCAAAUAAUCAUUAGACAAUGAUUCACUCGAAAGAGGAAGAAAGGAAUUGAAUAAUGGAAAAGGCAGGAAUAGAAAAAACAAAUGAAAAACACAUUCUCUCUCUCACUCACUCUUAGUAGCUUAACAAUUAUAUCAUAUAUACAUAUGUAAUUUUAUUAAAAAAAUAAUGAAAAGGAGGAAGAAGGAGUAGUUGUAGUAAUAGUAGACGAAAAUGGAGAUCAUCGUUCAUAUUAUGUAAUGUAGGGGCCUACUUUCUCACUUUAUUUCAUACACUUUUCUUACCUCCCAUGCAUUUCUGCCAACAUUAAUAUGCUUUCAAAACUAUCAAUACUCUUCUGAUCUCUCGAACAUUCUUGCAAUCUAAAGAUUUUUUCGAAAUCUGAAACUUCAAACAGUGAGGUUUAUUUUAAAGCGCGAUUUAUGCUUCACAAUCAGAGAGUGAAAUUCUUCUCACAAACAGCUGUAAUUCUUUUGACUGAAUUGAAUGUGUGGUGACAUUUCCCAUUUGUAGAAGUUGAAGCAAAUCCACCGUCGCUAUCGAAUUUACUCGUUCAUAAAUACUCAAAAAUGCUUUUAGUAUCUUUUACCACUCUUUUGUAAAAUAUUUAACUACUUUCUCAUAUCUAUAUGGGGUUCGUUUCGUUUCAACACUUAAAAUGUUAUUCCAUUGAGAAUGUCUGUUGAUUAGCAUCAGUUCAGUUCAAAUUUUGCACAGUAGGAAGUUGCUAACAUAAACACUUCAUUAUUCAUAAGGCUUGUGGUAAAUUCCUGUUAUCACCUAAAAUAAGGGGAUAUAGUAUUUAACAUGGAAGGAAGAAAAAAUAAAUUUAACUGUGCCAUCUUUCGAUGUUUCGAGAAAAAAAACUAGCCAUCACACAAUUUUAGAAUUUUAAUCAAAGCACAUCAACAAAGUGGCCUCAGUAGAGCAGCAGAUUCAACUUUUUUAUAGUUUUAUGUGUUUUCUAAGUUAUCAAACUUUUUUUACAUUUUACUUUGUUGUUGUCUAGAGAAUUCAAACAACAACGAGAUAUACGCAUUUGUUGUUUUUACUCUACUGCUGCUACUUUGUAUAUAUGCCUUGAAUUUUUGUUUGUCUGAGCACUUUGCGUGUGGAUAAUUUCACUCACUCGAGUAAUUUCACUCUCUAAAUCUUGCACACAGAGCAAGAAACAAACCAAAAAUUAUCUUCGGUUGCCAAAUGCCAGCUUUCAUACGUUUGUAAUGAAAACCCUUCCAUUGCAAUUCGUUGCGUAUAAAUGAGCCGGUCACUGUGCAUUAAACAAAUUAUUGGAUACUCUUUUGUAUUUGCUUCGCUUUAAGGCAAUUGUGUUCUCUUAAAGCAGCAACUGGCAUCAAGUAUCCCACACUUAUCCUGAUUCUUAUAGUCUCCGUCUCGUUAACUAUUGUCAUCCCAUCACUUGUCUUGAAUCUUGUCAUUUGCAUUUAAUUUACUUUAACACCUUCUGAUAUGUGAAUUAAUAAAGGUAUCUUAAGCAAAUACUUACGUACUUUCCUUUUGGUUUACUGAUCAUUUUUUAUAUCUAAUAUUGUUUUACUAAUGAAGCCUUUUUCGUGACUUUUAUGAAUAGCUUGCUUCAUAUCUUUCUCACAUAUUCUCACAAAGCCACUCAACUUGUCUCUCAACUUAUCUCACUCACCUGGUGUCACUCAUAAGUGCUCUUUUGUAUUAUAUCACAAUGUUUUUACGUAUUUGUAUUUUAACUGUGUUUUUUUAUCGUAAAUUUAAUUAUAAUCAUUUAUGAAGAAAUGGAAACCAACAUACAUUUUUAAUUUGUAUACGUUUGCAUAAGUUUUUGUGAAAGCCUUGUGGUUAGCCAAGGGUCUUCAAUGUUCUCCAACUAAUUGUGCUGUACCUACGAUAGUUUUGAGUUUUUAUAAAAUGUCUGCAAUGUAAUGUAAAAUAUUUUCAAGUGAACGGCAAAGAAAAAACGAAAAAGUGUUUAUGUAAAUACGUAGUAAUUAUGUGCAUACAUAACAAAAAUAAAAAUACACAAUCGAAAUGUAUAAAAA